Molecule: messenger RNA, 957 nt
Organism: Drosophila suzukii
Lineage: Eukaryota; Metazoa; Arthropoda; Insecta; Diptera; Drosophilidae
Source: RefSeq, a predicted model, not a curated record
AUGCCGCUUCUUCUCUCGUUCUACUACCUUGUGCAGGAUCUGCCACCGGUGGAGAGUCGCGAGUACGUGUCCUGGCACACUCUGCCGCAAUUCUUCUCGAUCACCAUCUUCGCGAUGGAGGCCAUCGGUGUGGUUAUGCCGCUGGAGAACAACAUGAAGACGCCGCAGAGCUUCCUCGGAAUUUGUGGAGUGCUCACCCAGGGUAUGUCCGGUGUGACCCUUAUCUACAGGCCGCUGGGGUUCCUUGGCUAUCUGCGCUAUGGUGCUGGAACCGAGGAGAGUAUCACCCUGAAUCUGCCCAUCGCCGAGUGGCCCGCCCAGGCUUUUAAGGUGCUCAUUUCCCUGGCCGAGUAUUGCACAUUUGGACUGCAAUUUUUUGUGUGCCUGGAGAUCGUGUGGGAAGGCAUCAAGGAGAAGUGCAAGAAGCGUCCGACUUCGGCCAAUUAUGUGCUGCGUACAGUGAUGGUGACUGCUGCCGUUGUUCUGGCCGUGGCUGUUCCUAAAAUUGGCCCAUUCAUGGGUCUCAUCGGUGCCAUCUGCUUCUCCAUCCUGCGAUUGAUCUUCCCUGUGGUUAUUGAGCUCAUUGUCCAUUGGGAGACUGGUUUCGGUCAGUACAACUGAAUACUGUGAAAGAACGCCGUCAUCACCUUGUGCGGCUUUGCAGCCCUGACCUUUGGCACCCAGGCAGCCAUCAAGGAUAUUCUGAAAGCCUACUCUAGUACUGGGAACGUUGGAGAAUAGAAGCCCACCAUUUAGGAGGAGAGGCUCCGCUUCCUAGAAAUUAUCUAACUAUUGUUAGAUGUAAAACUGCGCCCACAUUUUGUACAUUUUGUCUGUUGCUUAGUGUGUCUGUUUGAGAACCGAAAGGGAUUUACUAGGGAUUUCACUAGGCGAGUGCCUACUAUAUUAAGCACACUCUGGAGCACCACUAUGCCGCUUUAGCACGUUUUAGUACAC